Messenger RNA from Dendroctonus ponderosae (mountain pine beetle), 2991 nucleotides. RefSeq lists its product as uncharacterized. The record is from RefSeq and is a predicted model, not a curated record. Lineage: Eukaryota; Metazoa; Arthropoda; Insecta; Coleoptera; Curculionidae. Bases 339 to 2234 code for a protein of 631 amino acids. The transcript is spliced from 3 exons. Gene Ontology annotation, cellular component: extracellular matrix.
CAAUAACUUGCAUCAAGUUUAAAAAUAUACUUAUAAAUACAUAAACCGCACUUCUCCGCUUCAAUUUCAUAAAAGGCACACAUGAACCAAUUUUAUCACAUUAAAUAGCAAAUUUGUGCUAAACUUGUUCAAACAUAUUCUGUACAUUUGACUUCUGACUAUUAGACGUGUGAGAGAAAUGCGACAUUUGAGUAGGAGAAGAAUGAAGAUUCUGUAUAUGGAAGAUGCAACUGAUAUAGAAAAGAAAGUUAAAGAUUCAGACAGACUUACACUUGACGUCCAAGUGCAAGGUCGUUCAUUUAGUCGUGGUGAAGUGGUUGUGCUUGAAGAGCCUCAAGAUGAACCUCAGAAUAGAAUUUCUAGUCAUUGUGUACCUGAGUGUAACAGUUACCGCAAUGCACGAGCCCCAAGUCUACGAAGAGUUGGACGAGCAACCACCAGUAUACAAAAGAACUGCCAGACACUUAGGAAAAUCUGAAUCGACUGCCAGUUUCCAACCACCUGCGGUUUCCAAUUAUCAGCCAUCACAGCAACAGGAUCGCUUGAAAUCGAGAUACGAUCGCCAGCAGCAAGCAGAUUUCCGGAAUUUGAGAAGAAGUUCCGAUUCGUUAGCACAUCGUCAUCCUGUAGCCAAGAGCUUCCACUCUGAUGACGCCAACAACGACUGGAAACCGUUCCAGCCAAGUUUCUUGUAUCCUUCAGCACCAAAACCAGCCACAAACAGCUACAGAAGAAGUCGUCAUUUUUCGCAAUCACUUAAGACGAAGGAAAUAUUGAGAGGCAACAAAAACGCAAUUGAUUCAGCUGCGGCGGGAAGCGAACACAAAGAAGAAUUGACAAAUUCUGAACGACAAGACCAACAGACUCAGUUAAUUUACAUUUCGCCCAAUACCCUUAAAGACAAGUUAGGACUUGACGCUAAGACCAGCGAAGAAAUCAUCCAAAAAUCAAUUCCCGGCAACGAAAAUCCAGAUGCAGAGCAAUUUCAACUAACCGAUCUGCAAGAGCUUUUAGGCAAAAAUCCAGCAUUUCAACUGCAGGGCCUGCAAAGGCUUCUAGAAGAUGGUAAACCGGUUGUUGAGAACAGCUUGCCGGUUUCAAAUGUUAAGGACAUUUCUAGUAUUCAUAUACAACAUAAUGGUACUCCGUCACUAGAGACUUUACAACAGCAAAUUGACGCAGUCAAUAAAGCUCAAGAAGAGGAAGUUUUGGCUGCUGCUCAGAAGCAAGCCGAAGCCCAUGUUCACGCUCAACACCAAGCUAUAGCCUUGGCUCAGAAGAAAGCUCAAGAAGAAGCAUUUGCUAAAAUUGCCGCUCAUAAUCAAGGACUAUCAACUUUGAGUGCUGAGCAACUGCAAGGCUCCCAAAUCCAUAGCCAGCCUCCCGAAAAUGGUGGCGUAAUAACAAUUAACAGCCCAUCCCAAGAAUCAAUUGCCGAAGAAAACCCACGGGAAAUCGAUCAAGAAAUUCAUCAAAAUGCGAUUGAACAUCCACAACAAACUGCUAGUGUUGAGCAGCCGGAAGUUUCGGCAUUACAAGGACGACCUCUGGAUCAGCUGAUAGUAAAUCCAGUAAAACACUAUGGAGGAAGUUACGCUUCCAGUCUUCAAGACCUGCGAAAUGUCAAACCAAGAAUUCAAGGAGCUCGUGGAAUAAUUUACCGGCCAGUUGCCUUAGCCAAUUCCGUGGAGGAUCCGGCCAAACUUCAGUAUCUUUCUGCAGUUCCACCUUUAUACAACCCAAAAGAUAUUCAAAAUUAUUCUCCAGUUUCUCCCUACACACCGCACCUGAGUGCUCAAAGUGUCUAUACGAAAACAGCUCCGCAACCUACCGAACCGACCAUAGUCAAUUUACUUCAACAAGAACAAAUCCGAGAAACUUAUCAGCCAAUCCAUGUCAGUCCAUCACCAGCCACCGUUAAUCAACUCUACUCAGAGGAACCGAAUGAUGAGGACGAACAUCAACAGUACGCAGCUAAAUACGCGUUUGGGUAUCGAAUCCUGGACGAAAAGCAUGGCAAUGAUUUUGGGCAUGAAGAAGAGCGAAAUGGUAAGCUCACUAAAGGUCACUACUACGUGAGGCUUCCCGAUGGUCGCAAGCAACGGGUGGAUUACUACGCAGACAAGAGUGGUUAUCAUGCCAGAGUCAGAUACGAAAAUGUGGGAAAACAUCCUUAUAAUCCAGUUGAAAGCGCUGAAGAAUCAAGUAAUUUGCAAACAGUUCACCAUCAAUAGUAAUCCCUUUACUACUUCUACUUGAAGAAGCGUUUGACUUAAUAAUUUUUCCGUCUACGUAGGAAUCAACUAAGCGUUAUUUGCUAGUCAUAAUUAUAUUUCAGUUGUACUUUGAAUGAAGAGAGAUUGAUCAAAAGUGUUAUGGUAAACAGACAGAAAUCAAACAAAUAAUCAUCUAAUGGUCAACAUGCAAACUACACACUAAUAGUAAAAAUCAAAUCGUCAUCAAAUGUAAAUGUAGUGAAAGUUCGGAAACUGACAGCAAACACCCUUACAGAAGAGCAUCUGUUAAAUAUAUAAUUACGUUCUUACAUAUUCAGUUCCGCGAAUCAAGUCUAUAGUAGUGUAUACAAAGUGACUGUAAAUAUUUCUUUCGUAAUAUCCAUGAAAUUUUGAAUCAGGUAAUAAAUAACAGCUGUCUUCGAUUUAUGAGGCUGAGUUUAUUGGACAUUGAUUAACUUUUUCUUUUUUUAUGCUGAAGAAUUAUAAAGUUGCAAAUACCUAACCCUGUAUAUUGGAUUUAAGUCAAUACAUCUUUAAUUUGUUUAUUACAUAUUGUUGAUAAAAUUUCAGUAUGGUGAUUUUUUAAUUUUAUUUUACAAUUUUAUUCAAGAAUGGAGAAAAAGUAACGAUAAUAGGUAAGAGCAAUGGAGCUGGUACAGCUGGUGCCAUUACCAGCUUUACCGUUGCGAAAUUAUUACUGGAACUUCAGAAAUUUAAUAUUUUUGAAGUAAUACCGCAUUUGAUGUUUUUCAGU